This is a messenger RNA of Chrysochloris asiatica (Cape golden mole), 1032 nucleotides long. Its product is annotated as general transcription factor IIE subunit 2-like. The record is from RefSeq and is a predicted model, not a curated record. Gene Ontology annotation, cellular component: transcription factor TFIIE complex. The transcript is spliced from 9 exons. Gene Ontology annotation, biological process: transcription initiation at RNA polymerase II promoter. Bases 1 to 1032 code for a protein of 343 amino acids. Lineage: Eukaryota; Metazoa; Chordata; Mammalia; Afrosoricida; Chrysochloridae.
AUGGAUCCAAGCUUGCUGAAAGAACGGGAGCUGUUUAAAAAGCGAGCUCUUUCCACUCCUGUGGUAGAGAAACGUUCAGUACCUUCUGAGUCAUCUUCAUCGUCAAAGAAGAAGAAAGCAAAGCUAGAACAUGGAGGAUCAUCAGGCUCCAAACAAAACUCUGGUGUACAUCCUAUGCGCCUUAUCUGGCUGGGUGGGAUGGGGGACCCUGUGCAGCGCAGAGAACUGGCGGUACUGCCAACAGCGGACCCGCAGAAGAAAUCGCAUCACAUCGGACUGCUUCUUCCUCCAGAGGUCCGGGAUGUACUUAUCAACAAGCUAGAAGCAUAUAAUAAUUUUACAGUGCAGAGUUCUGUGUUUGCAGCCAUGGGGAAGUCAAAAGUAGGAACACUCUGGGAAAUUAUGAGAUUUUUGACACGGCAUCAGCAAGGAGAUACACAUCCUCUAACUUUAGAAGAAAUUUUGGAUGAAACACAACAUUUAGAUAUUGGACUCAAGCAGAAACAAUGGUUAAUGACUGAGGCAUUAGUUAACAAUCCCAAAAUUGAAGUAGUGGAUGGGAAGUAUGCCUUCAAGCCCAAGUACAACUUGAAAGAUAAGAAGGCCCUCCUGAGGCUCUUGGAUAAGCAUGACCAGAGAGGCUUAGGUGGGAUUCUUUUAGAAGACAUAGAGGAAGGACUGCCCAAUUCCCAGAAAGCUGUUAAGGCUCUAGGGGACCAGAUACUAUUUGUAAAUCGUCCUGAUAAGAAGAAAAUUCUUUUUUUCAAUGAUAAGAGCUGUCAGUUUUCUGUGGAUGAAGAGUUUCAGAAACUUUGGAGGAGUGUCACUGUGGAUUCAAUGGAUGAAGAGAAAAUCGAAGAGUAUCUAAAGCGACAGGGUAUUUCUUCCAUGCAGGAAUCUGGACCAAAGAAAGUGGCCCCUAUUCAGAGAAGGAAAAAGCCCGCCUCACAGAAAAAGCGACGGUUUAAGACUCACAAUGAACACUUGGCUGGAGUGCUGAAGGAUUACUCUGAUAUCACUCCUGGAAAAUAG